Messenger RNA from Eutrema salsugineum, 990 nucleotides. Its product is annotated as ribonuclease 3-like protein 1. The transcript is spliced from 4 exons. The record is from RefSeq and is a predicted model, not a curated record. Lineage: Eukaryota; Viridiplantae; Streptophyta; Magnoliopsida; Brassicales; Brassicaceae. The coding region runs from base 121 to 672 and encodes 183 amino acids.
AAAAUAAACAGACUAAAAGACGAGCUUCCAGGGAAGCUCAGAAGAAAUAAAGGAGGUAGACGAAGCAGGCAAGAGCUAAAAAUUAGAUUCAAUAAAGAUUUUGUAUCUUCAAUCUCAGCGAUGUAUCUUCCUCCUUUAGACCCCUCAUCAUCAAUUCCCUCCUCUUCCUCUGAGCCACCAAAGCCGAGGAUGAUGAUACAGAGAUGCGAAAAUGGUCUUAAGCUGAGGAAGCUGAAUGAUUAUGUUGAAGAAGGCAAGGCUUUACAGAUCGAGUCAAACAUCGUGCAUGCACAGGAGAAUAAGCUUGUACUCUCCCAACCACCAAGAGCAGGUUUAGUGCCUCAUACAACAAAUCCCAUAUCUGAAGGGACUCAGAAAGUGUCAGCCAAAGAACAGUUGUAUAAAUUAUGUGGUGUGAGACAUUGGAAAGCACCAGUGUAUGAGUGUGAUGGCCCUUGCGAUAUGAAAUUAUUUACAGUCAAAGCUACGGUUGAAAUCAAAGUGGAUUCUGGUAUAACAGUUCUGGAGUGUUUCGGGGAACCACAUAACAAGAAGAAAAUCGCAUCUGAGCAAGCAGCAGAAGCAGCGUUAUGGUUUCUUAAGAAUGUGGGUCUUACCCUUCAGACAGAGGAAGCUUCUGGUCGUCGAAGGAAGACAAAACCGCUUCAGUAGAUGACGGUAAUAGGAGAACCUGUGUAAUGAUCUUUGCCAGUUAGAAUCCGUUAACAUGACCAAAUAGUGUAGUUUUGUUCAUGUUUAUUGGCCUGGAGGAUUAGCAUUUGAUAGAAGCUUUACCUAGGGAGCUCAUAAGGGUAGCUUCUAUAACAAAAUGUACAUCUCUUAUAUGAAUAUGUUGGAAUGUAUCAGAAGUUGUGUUCUAGGAUCUUCUUUUCUGUAACAUUAGCUGUAUAUGUAAAUGUAAACAAUAAGUUAUAUAUGGUUAUCAUCUCUCACACUGGUUAGUGAUUUCUCACUAUAUCAGUCAGUAAA